GUGCGUUGUGGAGAUCAGUGUCGCAGGUUUGUUAAAGCUCUGAGACACACAAGCUGCAGGGAAGGAGAUGAACCACAGGAGCACCGAUCAGGACUGUGAGUCCACACAGAGGCUGCACUACCUCAGUAAAGAGGAGGCUGUUGCCAUGGAGAUGGAGUUGCUGAGGGACUAUCACUUUGGGCUGCAUCAGCUGACAGAGAUUUUAGGCCACGCAUGUGCUGUUGCCAUUACAAAGGCAUUCCCGCUGAGCACUCUGGGUAAGAGACAACCCACCAUACUAGUGGUGUGUGGGCCGGAUCAGAACGGCUGCAUUGGGCUGGCAUGUGCACGCUAUCUGAGAUUAUUCGAAUACAUGCCUACUGUCUUCUACCCAAAACGUUCUUCACAAAAUCCUCACCUGGACUUCACUGUACAGUGUGAAAAAAUGGACAUCCCCUUCCUGUCCUACCUGCCCACAGAGGUGCAGCUUAUAAACGAUGCAUAUAAGCUGGUGGUGGAUGCACUGCUGGGUCCAGAGAGAGAACUAGGAACAGCAAAAGAUCCCUUCACUAGUAUCAUGCUUACUCUCAGAGGGGUCAAAAUCCCCAUUGCCAGCAUUGACAUCCCUUCAGACUGGGAUCCCGAUGAAGCCACCAUCCUAACAGGAUCCCGGAUUAAUCCCAAAGUCCUCAUUUCUCUGAUGGCACCAAAAAGGUGUGCACUCAGUUUCUCGGGGACACAUUUCCUUGCUGGACGCUUACUACCCUACGAUAUUCAAAAGAAAUAUGAGCUCAACCUACCCAAGUUCCCCAGUACAGACUGUAUUACUGAGCUCCAUUAGAACAGAUAUG
Messenger RNA from Clarias gariepinus (North African catfish), 830 nucleotides. RefSeq names its product yjeF N-terminal domain-containing 3-like. The transcript is spliced from 6 exons. The record is from RefSeq and is a predicted model, not a curated record. NCBI's taxonomy places the organism in Eukaryota, Metazoa, Chordata, Actinopteri, Siluriformes, Clariidae. Bases 68 to 820 code for a protein of 250 amino acids. Gene Ontology annotation, molecular function: NAD(P)HX epimerase activity. Gene Ontology annotation, cellular component: mitochondrion.